Amborella trichopoda is the source of this 1100-nucleotide messenger RNA. The record is from RefSeq and is a predicted model, not a curated record. Lineage: Eukaryota; Viridiplantae; Streptophyta; Magnoliopsida; Amborellales; Amborellaceae.
ACAAAAAUAAAUAAAAAUUCCAAGCGAGUAGAGUCAGUGGUAAUCUUUUCAGGAGAGAGAGAUAGAGCAUCCAGCGAAGCCACGGCUUUAUUAGGGCCACAGCACCUGUCUAUAAAGUAUAAACACCAUAUUUUAUGGCUGCCCUGCAAAAGAGAAGAGUGGAAUGUCUUUCCAGGCGAUAGGAAAUUUCUUUCCUUGUUUCUUCCACUAUGCGGCCUCAAGAAAUCACGUCCUCCUUCGACUCCUCCAAUUCCUCUUCCCCAACUCCUCACCUGCUAUUCCAUCGAUCCAUCUCAAGGCAUUCGGAAGAGAGAUAGUGCAUGUCAAAUGGCCUUUAGUCGCCAUCGUCUCGUCCAUGACUGGCACACUCUGCUUCAUCGCCGGAAAACAAAGCUUCAGUCAUCCAAAGAAAGGUUCAUUUCUCAUGGCCAACGCUCUCCUAUGGUACUGUCUCAUGUGUUUGGGAGGCUUCUUCCACCAUAGUUUCUUCAACAAGCGCAACAUCUUCUAUUGCUUUGAUGUUUUCGGAACUUGUUGCUCCUCUGUGUCGUUAAUUGCCGCAAUUUUGGGUGUCGAUGAUCGGAUUUCAUCAAAUCGCCGGAAUUUCAUUGUGUUUUACGCGAUGGCGACUAUCUUUGUAAUUUUUGGGCCACAGUGGGCUAGAGAAGCUCUCUAUCUCCUGCCCACUACAGUUGCUUUGUGUGUGGGGUCCUGGUAUUUGGCCGUGGUGAUUGAAGCCUUGAGGCUAGAUGAUGAUAGGAGAAAGAAGAGAGAGAAAGUGGGUGAUGGUGAAAAGAACACGAAGGAGAUGAAGAGAGAGGAAAAGUUGAUCGAUGAUUUGAAAAAGUGGGUUUUGAUAAUGGGGUUUGGUGGAGUGAUUAGCGUGGUGGGGUUGGUAUUUAACAGAUGGAUAAUGGGGUUUAUGGGUCCUCAUGCGGGUGUUCUCUUGUGGUUCUUUGUGGGGUGUGGCAUUGCUCUCUUGGGCUCAUCCCGUGUUUUCCACAUUCUUAACAACGCGGAUUUUGCGUUGUUUUGUUUUGAUGUUCUUGAUUAAGGCAGGCUACAUCAAUCAAUUCAAUGGUAACGGCGCCUUCUUAGUU